This is a messenger RNA of Boleophthalmus pectinirostris (great blue-spotted mudskipper), 2664 nucleotides long. It is a transcript of the gene nptnb, whose product is annotated as neuroplastin b. Gene Ontology annotation, molecular function: cell adhesion molecule binding. The transcript has 9 exons. Gene Ontology annotation, cellular component: cell-cell junction. Lineage: Eukaryota; Metazoa; Chordata; Actinopteri; Gobiiformes; Gobiidae. The record is from RefSeq and is a predicted model, not a curated record. The coding region runs from base 445 to 1629 and encodes 394 amino acids. Gene Ontology annotation, biological process: cell-cell adhesion.
UGAGGCUGAGAGUGCAGUCGGUGCCCUACCAGCAUCUGUUCCUUUUUUGCCCUCAAAAAUAGAUCGGUGCUGAUAACUGCCUCAUGUUAUAGCUACAUCACUUCCCGUCGAGGCAAAUGUGUGCGCUACUUUCAUUUUAAUCAGAGCCAGUGACCGGAGGUGGUGGAGGCUCAAAUGCGCAUCGUUCUGCGCAUCUUUGAAUCUUUAGAACUGCACUCUGGACAAUCUCCCUGACAUCCGAGGACCUUUCUCCUCCACUAUCCGACGAGGCUUUCCUACACCUAUGGCUGGACACCACCAGGAGGACUUUAAUAACAUUGCUUUAACAUAUCCCUACUUUUGAGAAAACCCGAUAAUAUGCUGGGCCCGUUUCUCUAGAUCACCACACGAUCUUGCCUCCCAUAUUCGUCCGAGCGAGACCCCGGUGCACAGCAAGCCGUGACGAUGCGUUCGAACGCACAGAUGCUGGCCCUGGUGGUCUGCCUGAUGCUGCCAUUCGUCUCGGCGCAAAAUGCUGGUUUUGAGAAGUCGCCAAUGUCCGAGACUAAGCUUACGGGGGACGCCUUUGAGCUGUACUGCAGUGUGGUUGGUAACCCAACACCGGAAAUCCAGUGGUGGUACGCUGAAAUCAACCGCGUAGACUCCUUCAAGCAGUUAUGGGACGGAGCUAGGAAACGCCGGGUGACCAUAAAUACAGCGUAUGGAGCCAAUGGGGUCAGUGUGCUCGGGAUCACGCGGCUGACACUGGAGGAUUCUGGGACCUACGAGUGCCGAGCAAGUAACGACCCCAGACGGAAUGACCUGCGACAAAACCCCGCCAUCACGUGGAUCCGUGCCCAGGCCACCAUUUCAGUGCUACAAAAACCAAAGAUCAAUGCCUCUGAUCAGAUCAUUCUGCCAUUGGAUGGUUCAAUCAAACCAGUCAUCCUGCAGUGUAACCUCACAUCUGCCCACACUUCUCACAAGGAAAGCUUCUGGAUGAAGAAUGGGAAUGAACUCACCAAUACAAGAACUGAGCACAGACACACAACAUACAGAAUCACUAAGCCACGGGCUGAUGAUUCUGGGGAAUACAUGUGUGUUUACACAUUUGACAUGGCACCUAAUGCUAACGCAACAAUUGAAGUAAAAGCAAAACCUGAUAUUAUUGGCCAUAAGCGAAGUGAAAACAAGAAGGAAGGGGAGAAUGCAACACUAUAUUGCAAGUCAGUUGGCUAUCCUCAUCCUAUCUGGUCGUGGCACAAAGUUGAUGGAGCUUCAAACACAAACACGGAAAUAGACAACUCCACUGGACGCUUCUUCAUAACAAACAGAGACAACUACACAGAGCUCAACAUACUCUACUUGGAUAUUAAUACAGACCCUGGAGUGUAUGAAUGCAAUGCCACAAAUCUGAUCGGGACAACUGCCGAAACAACCAUUCUUCGUGUGCGCAGUCAUCUGGCACCACUUUGGCCUUUCCUUGGUGUACUCGCAGAAAUUCUCAUUCUAGUAGUAAUUAUAGUUGUGUAUGAGAAACGCAAAAGACCAGAUGACAUUAUGGACGACGACGAACCUAUAGGACCAUUGAAAACAAAUUCAACAAACAACCACAAGGACAAAAACAUUCGCCAGAGGAAUAUGAAAUAAGCAAUACCCACAAAUCAGAUGGCUAAGCUGCAUAUUUUGAAUACAUGAAGGCAUCAAAGGUGGAGUGCAGGCGGGAAUGAAAAAAAGCAUAUCUGUCUGACUUGAGAAACAAUAUCAGCAUAACACUGGCAUCAAAGAGAACAUAAUGGCUGUCUAAAGCAUGCCUUAUUCAGUCUUACAUGGAAAUUUUGGGAGGAAUAAUAAUGACUAUAAACCACCACAAAGGUGUACACAUUUUUUAAUGUGAUGUUGAUGUCUCCUUUAUUAAUUUCAUCUUGUCCUCAAAAGAGGUGAUCCCUUUUGUAUUACAUAUCAUGUACAAUGCAUGCAAGAUAAAUACGCAAUAGGAUACUCAGAAUUGACAUUUUCUGUUGUUAUCCCUCGUGUGGCUUUUUGUUGGAAAUGAUGUAUGUUUUUUAUAUAUAGCAAUUAGUUAUAUUCUUGAAAUUUGUACAGCAUAUCAUGGCCAUUCAUCCAUGUUUGAAUUUGUGACAUAAAGUCCACUUUGGAGGAGAUUUUUAUUUUGAAGCAAGGGCUUCAAGGACAGGCAGUAUUUAUUGAGUGGGGAACUUUGGUGUGUUUAACUUACAGCUUAACAAAUUAUAUGUGUAUUAUUUCUAUUUUCUUUCCAGAGUUAUUAGGUGUCUUGUAUAUGUUGAGGUAUGAGUGUUAAAACGAUAGCGAUACUGUAAAAAUGUUUUUAUAUUUCCCAAAUCCAUUAACAGAUUUUUAUUUGCCUCUACUUAACUGUAUAGCAUGGCUAUGAUUCUAUGCAAUAUGUAUUCUUGAAUAGAUAUAUGGAGAGCAGUUUGUUUCACUCAGUGAAGCUUUAAUAUCGUGAGAUCACUUGGAAACUGGCAUAGCAAAAUCACUGCUGUAGCUGCAUGUCUCCUUUUUCAAUACAAUGUAAGUAUGUUUGUUGCGGUGGAAAUGGACCUGCGCACAGUUGGGAACUGAGGGACCAGAGUAUAUAGCCAAGAUUAACUAUAUGAGUGAAACAAAUAUUUUUUUCUGAAUAAAAAUAUUUAAAAUAUA